Molecule: messenger RNA, 1520 nt
Organism: Elaeis guineensis (African oil palm)
Lineage: Eukaryota; Viridiplantae; Streptophyta; Magnoliopsida; Arecales; Arecaceae
Product: protein EXORDIUM-like 2
Source: RefSeq, a predicted model, not a curated record
UUACUCAACUUGCAAGCCACAGUUAAACCCAAAGCCAAGUACCAGCCGUCUAAAACUGCCAGGUUUAAAGCCCUAUGGCUCUCUCACCACUGUUCUCUCUUCUCUCUUUCUUGCUCUUGUUUCACUCCUCCGUGGCCGACCCCAGGAACCUUAUCCUGGUCCAGCAGCAGCCCCUAGUCCUCCAGUACCACAACGGCCCACUCCUCACCGGUAACCUCACCGUCCACCUCCUGUGGUACGGCCGCUUCUCCGCCACCCAGCGCUCCAUCCUUGCCGACUUCGUCAGUUCCCUCUCCCCCGCCUCUGCCUCCUCCCCGCCGGCCCCAUCCACCGCAUCAUGGUGGCGCACCACCGCCCGCUACCGCGCCGCCGCCUCCAGCGUCUCCCUCGGCCUCCAGCUUCUCGACGAGAAGUACUCCCUCGGUAAAACCCUCACCUCCGCCGACCUCGCCACCCUCGCCUCCCGCGCUGGGCCCCACCACGGGGCGGUCGCCGCCGUGCUAACCUCCUCCGACGUCGCCGUCGAGGGGUUCUGCAUGAGCCGGUGCGGGACCCACGCGUCCGCCCCCGCCGCCCGUCUCGGCCGGGCCCGGUUCGCCUAUCUUUGGGUCGGCGACUCGACGGUCCAGUGCCCGGGCCAGUGCGCCUGGCCCUUCCACCAGCCCGUCUACGGCCCCCAGACCCCGCCGUUAGUAGCGCCCAACGGCGACGUCGGGAUGGACGGCAUGGUCAUCAACUUCGCCACGCUGUUAGCCGGGACCGUGACGAACCCUUACGGCGACGGAUACUACCAGGGGCCGGCGACGGCGCCGUUAGAGGCAGUAACGGCGUGCACGGGAGUGUUCGGGAGUGGGGCCUACCCAGGGUACCCAGGCAAGACGUUGUUGGACCCCACCACCGGGGCCAGCUAUAAUGCGAAGGGAUUGGCUGGGAGGAAGUAUUUGCUGCCCGCCAUGUGGGACCCGGAGACAUCGCAGUGUACCAGCCUUGUGUAAGAGACUCCAGGGACAAAAAUGUGCAAAAUUUCCGUACUUUUUUUUUCUUUUUUUUGUUAUUAUAUAUAUAAACUGUGAAAAGAAAGAAAGCCUAUAAGACUGUAAUCAAAAGUAGAGUGGAGGUGGGUAGGAAUGUAUUAAUAAGGAUGGGGUCUUCAAGUAUUAUACUUGAUGACGUUGGAUAAUAUUAUAAAGCAUAUUAGUAUUUGAACCAGGAAAAAAGAGUAAGUAUCAUUGUUCCAAUAUUGUUAUUUUUGGUUUGGAUGCGGAUGGAAAGAGACGUUUGAUUUGGCUUAUGGUGGGGGAGUGGACUGCACGAAUGCAGUAGCGAGGCGACGAGGACGUUCCAUAGUUUUUGGAUUCAAAGUUCUUGGUUGGCAGAUUGGUUUAUUAUUUGUAUUUAGUGUAGCCGAGUAAAAUGGAGUAAUUUUGGGAGUAAGUUAUUAUCAUUUAAUGAAAGUAAGUUAUUUUCAGGUUAAGUAAAAUAAAUAUUAUGAAAUAAUAGGGCAUUUAUGAUGUCUUUUU